Messenger RNA from Apis cerana (Asiatic honeybee), 1441 nucleotides. RefSeq names its product F-box/WD repeat-containing protein 9. Gene Ontology annotation, molecular function: protein binding. NCBI's taxonomy places the organism in Eukaryota, Metazoa, Arthropoda, Insecta, Hymenoptera, Apidae. The record is from RefSeq and is a predicted model, not a curated record.
GUCAAUCGAAUGAUAUUAUUUAAAAACGUAACAUUUAAUACUCGCCUUAUUAGACUAAAAUGUGUGAUGAAGAACAGCAUUUCACUCAAAUUGAAUCUAAUCAAACAGAAUUCCAGUUAUCUUUAUCGGAUCUUCCAAUCGAGAUAUUUCUUCACAUUUGUUCCUUCCUAGAUGCAUCUACAUUAGUACAUGGUUUGAGUUUAGUGUGUAAACAAUUUUAUCAAAUUUUAAAUGACAAUUCAUUAUGGAAAGCGAGGAUUAGUCAAAUUUGGCCAGAUACUGGUUAUCCAGUCUUGCCUCCUGCUGAAGAUGAUGAAUUAUUUUGGAAAUUAUCAUGUGUUGCAUUGGAAAAGCAAACAUCAUUAUGGAGAAAAAAAGAUUGCAUGGAGAAGUUAUCACUUAGUAAUGUGCAAUAUAGUACUAUUGAUGGCUUAUUAUUAAUGCAGGAAGGAAAUAUUUGCAUAUCAGGAGCUAGAGAUCGAUCUUUGGUAUGUUGGAAACUUUCUACAAAAGAAAAUGAAAGAGAGAGUCACACAUGCAUAGAUUUUGCUCAUGAUGGAUGGAUUUGGGAUUUAGCAGCAAUAGAUAAUACAGUCUAUAGUUGUAGUUGGGAUCAAAGUGUUAAAGCAUGGACACUUACUAACACUGGUCUCAUUCACUUCAAAACUUACGAGAUGUAUAUGAGCUGGCUCGUAUCAGGUGCUUUAUUGUGUGUUGCAUCUUGCCAAGACUUAGCACUUUUCGCGACAGGAUCAUUUUGUAAAACUAUUUUAGUAUUUGAUCCGAGAUUAAAUUAUAAACCCAUUAUAAAAUAUCGACCACAUAAAAGAGCAGUCAUUAGACUGGCUAUGAGUUCUCACUUUAUUUUAUCUGCAAGUGAAGAUAGAACAGUAUCUAUAUGGGAUCAAAGAGCAGGAAGAACUAUGAAAAAUGUUACAAUUUCUCAAGAAUCAUUUCCUAUGAGUAUGAGUAUGGAACAGGACAUAGUUUAUGUGGGAGAUGGUAGUGCAAAAUUACAUGUACUUGAUCCAAAAAAAGAUUUUGAACCAGUUAAAUGUUAUGCUACUGAACAUAAAAAAGGUAUUAAUGGUGUCCAUAUUGCACCAGGAUGUUUGCUUACAAGUUCUAUGGAUAAAACAGUUAGAAUUUCUAGUCCUACUGAUCCUCCGCAACAUCUUACUACUUUAAAAUCUAAUUAUGGUGAAAUUGCUAGUACAGAUUAUUUAAAUGAUGUUCUUGCUGUUUCUGGUACAGAGGGAAUCGAAAUUUGGAGACCAAAAUCACGAAUACAAUGUGCAUAAAAAUAUCAAUAACUAAUAAGUUCUAUAAGCAUUUCGCUUUUAUAUACUGUAUACAUUUUAAAUUUUAAUAAAUGAAUAAAUAAUAAAUAAUAAAUAAUAAAAUGUAAUUUAAUAAAUGUUUUGCUAUAAUUUUCUAUGAA